UCUCCCUCUUUUCCUGCCCUGGCUCUUUCCGUUCGGUGAAAAGGAUGGGAUGGAACCGACGACGCUGCUGUCUCCGGCGGCUGGAUUUCCAGAGCUUCGAUCUGGCAUUGGAGCCAAGAAAUUCGGACUACAGAGCAGUGGCAGCGCUAUGUUAUCUUGACACUCUUCAGCUCCGAUUAGGUGCCUUGGGCAUCGGGUCGAUGUUCAACACUUCCAUGGCGACGAACGGUGCCUGGAGGACAGAUCAAGCACCGCUGAGUGCCAGAUCGGGCUCAAACAUAGAACCGAAACCCUAGGGCUUCAUGGACCGGAUUCGUUUUCAAGGUGCCAGCAGGGGUAAUGAGGCCCUUGGACCUGUCCUUGGAGCCAUGAUCCAAGCGGCUGCCCUCAAUUUUCUCGGAUUCUUGGACUCUUUCGAUCCCUCGAUCUCGCACUUUCCUCUGCCCAUCAAAUUCAUGUUUGGUAGAGGAUCACAUGUUUAUUCAUAUGCCAAGCAUUGUUAUCUAGGCCAGAGGUUACUCAGAAAUAGCAACAAGGUACUACUUGGGUUAAGCUCAAUCAUUUCAUGCAAGAUCCACCCAUGUUUAUUUUUCAUGGAUGAGUUCGGCUUGACAUUCCAAUUUUAGCUCUGGCUAACAGGUAUGGUAUUUCUUUAUUUGUUUUAUUGCAAAUUACUAGUAAAGAAUUCUUCAUUGUGUUAUAAGAGUAAACAAUGGUUGCUACUUUCUAGUGUAAGAGUAAAUGAGUCCUUGAAUUAAUAGUUUCCAUUUAAACACCAGAUCACCAUUACCAUAAGAGCUGUAAGGCCAGUUGACUGAGGUUUUUGUCUUACGUAUGCUACUGGAUCUCACAGAAGGAAACAGAGAGCAGAAUCCAUGCUGUUUUGCCCAUCAUCCGUUCCUUUCCUUUAAAACAUUAAUAUGCCUGUAAACAUUAUGCUUAAUGUGGUCUUGAAGUACUGUUGCCAAUAGUAACAUGCCUAGAUGCUUUAUACCUUAUAGAUAUGAUGUUUUCUUUUUGUCAUGCUGAAUUACAACAAUUUUCUUCUUAGGUCCUUUAGGAUAUUACUUGACAUUGUUACAAUUUGAUGCUUUAUACCUUUUAUUAAGCUUGCAAUUUGAAAUGGUUGGGUUUUCAAGGUGGUGUGGUGCUGUUGAUACUGGACAGUCUUUUGCUAUAUUGAAGUCAUGAGACGUGCUAAUUUCUAAAUUGCUUGCUCAACCCCUAUCGGUAUUUUUAUCUUGCAUCCUCUUAUUUUUAUGGUAACAGAUAAUCUUUAUUGUAAGAGGUGCAACUUCAAGCACAGUCUCUGUUCUCUCACAUCCUCUCUCACCUCCCUCUAUCCAGAACCAGAUCAGGUUAGUCGGUGGAACCGAGCAGUGGUAAUUGAAUCCUUUUCCUAAUCUUCUUCUGGCUUUUGUUCAGAUUGAAUAUAAGUUCUUUUUGUCCACUCGCUUAUUAUGUUAAAACUUCCGUAUGGGCCAAGCUUUAAAAUUAACAGGCCGUUUAAUGCAAUUCCACUUUCUCACAGGAGUGGAUUGAAGGACCGAUACGUAAACGAGUCAGUUAUUUUUUGUUGUAUUUGUUCUCUCAGAUCUUUCAUCUUUUGUUUCUGUCAGUAAAAAUGUCCACUCUUGUUAUUCGGUGAUACUUGGAUAGACUCUUAUUACGGUAUGGGUUCAUUUUAUUGGAAUUUUACAGGCCCAAUUUGAAAAAAUAUGGGCAUUCGGG
Molecule: messenger RNA, 1731 nt
Organism: Rubroshorea leprosula
Lineage: Eukaryota; Viridiplantae; Streptophyta; Magnoliopsida; Malvales; Dipterocarpaceae
Source: the annotation of a GenBank genome assembly